Molecule: messenger RNA, 5481 nt
Organism: Apis laboriosa (Himalayan honeybee)
Lineage: Eukaryota; Metazoa; Arthropoda; Insecta; Hymenoptera; Apidae
Gene: Usp47
Product: ubiquitin carboxyl-terminal hydrolase 47
Exons: 19
Coding region: 337-4176 (1279 amino acids)
Biological process (GO): protein deubiquitination
Cellular component (GO): nucleus; cytosol
Molecular function (GO): cysteine-type endopeptidase activity; cysteine-type deubiquitinase activity
Source: RefSeq, a predicted model, not a curated record
UGUUGUGUAGAAAAUAUGGCGUAAAGUGAACGUCGCACAUGUCUCUUAGUGAUUUCGGUAAGGAGUCAAAUAUUAUACCGAAAAUUUCUAUAUUGAUGUACGAAAGAAGUUCUCCGAUUAGAAUUUAUGUGAUGAAAGAAUGUAAAUAUGAUUAACAGAUUCAAAAACGAAUUAUUCAAGUGUAAAUCUCAUUAAACAGACUGUAGCAAUACUUGAUAAAAGAAGUUUAUUGGUGAAAUGUAAUUUAAUACAAGAUAAUACAUUAUUACAAGAUAAAAAUAUUGAAACAAUAAAAAGGUAUACGAAGACUGGACUCUACAAUAUAUAUUGCUAACCAUGGUUUGUAGAGCUGGUCAAAUAUGUUUCAUUCAAUGUAGUCUAUCUGGAUUUAAAGAUAAGUUUACCAGUGACAGACUACUAUUACAUGAAUCUACCCGUGGUGAGGAGCUUUAUGUUUAUAUUGAAGAACAUUGUCAAAUACCACAAGACAGUUUUCAAUUAUAUUUAGUAUCAGCUGGGAAAUUGAUUAAUUUAUCAGAAGUGAAAGAUAAAACAAUGUCAGAAAUUGGUGUGGAUUUUUCUUUUGAUCGAGAAUCUUCAAGUGAACACAAACCCACAUUAUUAGUUAUGGACCCAACAGAUAUCUUAAUGCAGAAGCAAUCAUCAUAUUGUAUUAUGCGCCAUCAGUCUGCAUAUAAUCCUCCUCCACCAUCUCCUAAUCAUUCAUCAGUAUGGGGUGAAGAUAAUAAUAUUGAUUUCAAAAGUCUUAUUAAAUCUGAAACAAAUUAUGUUGGUUUAGUCAAUCAAGCAAUGACAUGUUACUUAAAUAGUUUAUUACAAGCAUUAUAUAUGACUCCUGAAUUUCGAAAUGCAUUGUACAAUUGGGAAUAUAUAGAUGGAUCAGAAAAAGACGAAGCCAAUAGUAUUCCAUAUCAAUUACAGAAGUUAUUUUUAAAUUUACAGACAUCAACAAAAUCAGCAGUAGAAACUACCUCAUUAACAAAAAGCUUUGGUUGGGAUUCUACAGAAGCUUGGCAACAACAUGAUAUUCAAGAACUUUGCAGAGUUAUGUUUGAUGCUUUAGAACAAAAAUUUAAAAAUACUGAACAAGCUGAUUUGAUAAAUAGACUUUAUGAAGGAAAGAUGAUUGAUUAUGUUAAAUGUCUUGAAUGUGGUACUGAAAAAUCUAGAGAAGAUACUUUCCUUGAUAUACCAUUACCAGUAAGACCAUUUGGUAGCAAUGUGGCAUAUACUAGUGUGGAAGAAGCUUUAAGAGCAUUUGUUCAGUAUGAAAUUUUAGAAGGAAGUAAUCAAUAUCAUUGUGAAAAAUGUAAUAAAAAAUGUGAUGCUCAUAAAGGAUUAAAAUUCACAAAAUUUCCUUAUCUUUUAACCCUUCAUCUUAAACGAUUUGAUUUUGAUUUCAAAACCUUUCAUAGAAUUAAACUUAAUGAUAAGGUUACUUUUCCGGAUACAUUAAAUUUAAAUUCUUUUAUUGCUUCAAUGCCAAAUCUCCAAGAAUCUCCAAGUACUGAUGAAAAUAAUAGUUUAGCAAAAUGCGAUGAUAAUUCUAUAACAGAUAGUGGCACAUUAGAUGAUGAUUGUCCUCCCUGUGAAAACAGUCUUCCUAAUAGUAAUCAUUCAACAAAUCAUGAUCAAGAUGAUGAUGAAGGCAUAGAUAUGAGUAAUGGACCUUCAACAUCGAAUUGUACUAUGCAUAAUCAUGAAAAUGAAAAAAAUCGUAAUAGUAAUGCAGCAAAAGGACCUUAUAAUUAUGAAUUAUUUUCAAUUAUGAUUCAUAGCGGUAGCGCUAGUGGUGGCCAUUACUAUGCUUAUAUAAAAGAUUUUAGAACACAAGAAUGGUUUUGUUUUAAUGAUCAAAGUGUAACGCAGAUAACUCAUGAUGAUAUUCAGAAAACAUAUGGUGGUGGUUCAACCAGAUCAUAUUUCAGUGGAGCUUAUAGUAGUACUAAUGCUUAUAUGCUCAUGUAUAGACAAAUUGAUCCCACUCGUAAUACUUUACCUAUGCAAGUACAAGAUUUUCCAAAACAUAUACAGGAAUUAUUAAAAAAAAUGAAAGAAAAUGAAGAUAAUGAUAGAAAAAGUCGUGAAAAAGAUCUAGCCACACCUAAAGUAAAAGUAUAUUGUCAACAUCCUACAGAAGAUAAAAAACUGAAUUUUAGACUUUCCUUUUUGCCUAAUGCAACUUGGGCUGAAACGACAAAGUAUGUUUAUAAAAACUUUUGUUUGGAAGGCAUGGUAAGCUUAAAUCAAUGUCGUUUAGUUGCUUAUGAUCCCAACAAUGACUUGAUUGUGGCUAGCUAUGAGGGUAGAGAACAUGAAACAUUUGCAAAUAUUUGGUGUCAUCGAGUGAAUCGAUAUAGUUUAUUGUUAGAAAUACGUGAUAAAGAUCAAAAAUUUGAGCCACAUUUACGAGGUGGUAUUGUAACUAAAUUAUAUGUCGUCGAUGUAGCUAGAAAAAAACUUAUUGAAGGACCAUUAAAUGUACGAGGUUUAUUUACACAAACAGUGAAAGAAUAUAAACAAGUAGUAGGAAAAUUUGUUAAUAUGGAUCCAGAUGAUAUGAAAAUAAUUUUACGAAAACACGGAACAGAUACAAUACUCGUACAAAAUGAUGACGCUAUAUUGGCAGUUGCAGAAUUUUGUAAUUUAGUUAAAGUAUUUGUAUGUACUAAUUGUGAUGCUGAAUGUAAUAAAUCUUAUUUGGAAACAACAAUAUCUAGAAUUGCUGAACAAUUGGAAAAUAUUAUAACUCUACGCAUAAGAUUACCUCCUAAUCCAAGUAAAGAAAUGUUGGAUGAAUUAAAUAUUCCUAUGUUAGAAGAAGUAUGUAAAGAUAAAGAAAAAUCUGUAAUUGACAGUCCAUCAAAAGCAAGUAUUACUGAAUCUCAUCGAGAUAGUGGUACAAAAUGUAAUGAUACUUUAAAAGGUGGAAAACUUAUUGAAGAUACUCCAGUAAGAAAUGCAAGUCCUCAAUUAGGAGAGGGUGAAGAAUGGCAUACUCCAGAACAAAGUAAUAGUGAAGAUAGUAGUCUGAGUGAUAGUGACAAAACAUUAGUUGGAGACGCUCCAGGAGAUGAUGAUUUUCAAUUACCUUAUCUUCCAUCGAGUACGAGUAAUCGAGCUAUUAAAAUGUUAAAUCAAGUUGGAAUCGAAAACUGGGAUAAUAUUAUCGAUGAUUCAGAAUAUUAUUUUAAAGCUACUCCAUAUACAAAUCACAAUGAGAAAUUUCUGAAAGUAUUAGUAGACAAAAGAAUGAUAUUCAAUACCUUGAAGAAAAAUUUAGAACCAUAUGUAGGUGUACCCGCAGAAUAUUUCAAAAUUUGUCGCUAUUUUGAUGAAUGCGGUGAAUCAGACUGUAGCUGUUUACUUAGUCAGCUUGUUUCUUACGAAGACGGAGAAAAACUUUGGAUAGAGAUAGGACGGGCUUUACGUAAUGGUGAAUUUACAGUAAAAUUGCAUCAAUUUUUCCUUGAUUCGGCUGAGGGCAAAUUUUUGUUCGAAUGGAUAGUUUCGGAAGAUAUGACUGUAGGCCAAGCGAAAAAAGAGAUUCUUGCAGAAAUGAAAAGAAGAUAUAAUAUAGAGAUACCAUACGAAAGAUGUCGAUUAAGAGAAAAGUGUUUUGUGUUACCAUCGAAAGUACUUUUAGAUCAUCAAAAAUUCAAGGACUUUCAGUUUUAUUCUCAAUUUGAAAUGAUUGUACAAGAGUUACCUGAUAAAGAUCCAGUUACCAAUAGUAAUCAAGUUAUUAUAUUUGUCCGACGUUGGUUCCCUACAAAAAGACACUUUGGACCACCUCAAGAAAUUGUUUUAGAUGAAACAACAAUGGAAGAAAUGAUGAAAAAAUUAUCUUUGAUAUCGGAUAUACCAGAAAAGUAUAUAAAUAUAAUGAGAGGAAAGGGUUCAGUACAUAUACCUGUUGUACGAGUUGAAAAUGAUGAAGAUUGGAUUGAAUUAACAUCUGGUGACGAACUUAAUGUUGAAGAUGGUGCUGUAUUCUUAUAUAGAGAUAGCAGGGAAACUUCACAACCAUUAACACAAGAAGAGUACAAUGAUAUCGCAAUUCGAGAAGUAUCACCUUUUUUACCACUUUCCUCUGCAUCACGUUAUAAUGCGCGUAAAGAAAAAGCGCUUAGAAUAUAUUUGGAUGGUGAAUGAUCCUCCAUUGAACAUACGUAUUCUGAAAAACAAUUGUUAAAUAGGCAUGUGUGGGAACAUGAAACGUUUGCGUACAAAGUGAUAACAUCGUGUCAGGUAUUUGUGGAAUCAAGUACUCAACAAUUACAAAAUAUUCUGUGCUUCAGUAAGUCUUCAAUAUUUCAAAGCUUCCACGUCUUUAAAGUUUUUUGGCUCUUCGAACCAAUCGGAUUUAUAAAAUUCCUUGAAUUUGUGAAAUAUUACUCAUUACCAAAAGAUUUCAAAUUCAGAUUAUCUCGUUUCAUUUCAAUGUGUUUUAAUACCAUAAGGAUCAUAAAAUUCCCAAUAACAUAUGGAUUAUUAAGCUAUAGAAUUUCAUUCAAAAGCACAAAUACUGAUGAAAAUAAUGAAAGUGCUAAAUAAUAGUGAAUUAUGUAUAAGAAAGAAGAAAAAAAAAAAAUGAAUUAAUGGUGAUAAUUCGAAUUUAAACUAUGGACUUCUUAUGAUAUGUGUGUGUGUAAUUGACAUAUAUAUGUAUUUGGAGUUCCUGCAACUACAUUAUUUUCACAAAUUCCUUAAUACAUUUCUUAAUCUCAAGAAUUUUUAUAUCUUCACAUAUCUGUAUCAAAACGUUUUAGCUAAUCAUCUUGUUUAAAAUGUUAAAUAUUUUUAAUGUCAAAAUACAGCACAGAGUAUAUUCAUAUUUGUUGAUGUUUAAGAAAAAAAAAGAAAAGAAAAAGAAAACAUUUAUCUGACACAACAUAAUUAACCCUUUUAAUGCCAGUAUAGGUUAAAUUGCAUUCUUACAAUAUAAUAGUAUCAUAAGUCUUGAGUUCAAUUAUUUAAUUUGAAAGUAGUAGCGCUUAUAUAACUGUUUAAAUUCAAUAACUAUUUCAAAAAUACAAAUAUUUUCUAUGAUUUUGGAUAUAUUAAAUAUACAUUCUAUGAAUUUAUUAAUAAUUGAUACAUUCUACGAAUUUAUUAAUAACUGAUACAAUUUUAUAUUAUUAGCGUUACUAUUAUCAAAUUAAAAAAAGAUUAAUCGAUGAAAUAUAAAUAUUAAUUUUGGCCAGAUAUGUAUCCUAUACAAUCUGUUUUAAUUUAUUUAAUUAUGUAUGCUAUCAUUCAUUACAUGUUAUGGGUACAAAAAAAAAUCUGUAUCCCUGGAAAAAACCAAAAAAGUAUAUUUAGCCACUUUUUGGCAUUAGAACUAUUUCCUACAAAUCGAAUUUUCGAUAUAAUGAAAAUAAAAGAUUCUUGAAAGAAAUUCACCAAAUUUACAUUUUGUAGACCAAUGCUUGUAAAUAAUAAAACUUGUGAAUCAAA